AAGCAGAAUCAGGUUUACAAAUCAGAACUGGUGCCGCUAGUUCCAUGUUCGGCAUUUGUAUUAUUUGGGGUGAGUAUGAUGAUUUUCUAGACAGUAAAUUAAGACCUUUACGCAGUGAAGUAAAAAGAUUAAAAGAAGGAGUGAGUAAAGAACAGUACAAAUAUUACGAAGAAAUAAAACUUUUGAAAUUAGAACAAAAGCAAAUUGAGGCACGAAUGAAGGAGAAUAAGAGAAAGGCUCAGUCAGAAAAAGACCCCGCAAAGAAAGCCCUUCUUUUACAACUAAUCGAAGAUGACGGAAAGAAGUUAGAGGAAAAUUUAAAAAAGCAAAAGGCAAUCCCUACUGCUAAUUUAAAGUUUGACCCCGACAAAUAUGUAGAAGAUUUAAUUGAAGGUCUGAAAAAAGCCAUUGAAAAAGGUGGUAAAAGCGAUGAUAAUGGUGGGGGCAUUAGUGGAAGAAACAAAAAUAAAAAAGAGGAAAGUGAUAGCGAGAGUGAAGAGGAUAAUAAUAGUUCGAGUAAUAGAAAAAAUGGUUCUAACUCCCGAAAAGAGAAAAAAUCCAAAAAUAAAUCCCCCAACUGA
This is a messenger RNA of Ambispora gerdemannii, 581 nucleotides long. The record is from the annotation of a GenBank genome assembly. Lineage: Eukaryota; Fungi; Glomeromycota; Glomeromycetes; Archaeosporales; Ambisporaceae.